Molecule: messenger RNA, 827 nt
Organism: Paramecium pentaurelia
Lineage: Eukaryota; Ciliophora; Oligohymenophorea; Peniculida; Parameciidae
Source: the annotation of a GenBank genome assembly
AUGUUGUUAAUUAUUAUGAUUUUUGGAUUUCAGAUAUUUUAAAUAAAUUCAAAAGCAUGUGAAAUUUAGAAAAUACAAUCUAAAAUAACCUGUUAUUAAUUAGUUUAAGAUUGUUUCAUAUUGGAAGGAAAUGAAGAAGAUUACUACAAACUCAAACAUAUUGAUAAAGAAAUUGUAUAAAAAUUAUUUAGUAUACCUUACAGAGAUAUUCCUAUCUAAACAAAAAUAUUAAAAUCAUUUGAUUAAGAGAAGAUCUAAUAGAAACUUAUUUGUUAAUUGUUUCUAAAUUAGUAAUAUUAUAUAAAAUGUAUCAAAUUUGAUAUAUUAAAUAAUGAGAAAAAUGAAAAUGAAUUAGAAGUUAUUAAUUUGCGGACAAAUAUUAUUUUUGAAGAGUCCUGUGAUGAAUUUUAUUAACUAGAUAGUGAAAACUUGAUAUUAUUUUGCAUGAGCUAAUUUACUUUAAAGCAAUACUCAAUCAAUCUAUAAGGUGAUGUAAUUCUUAUGUUUGAAUACGAUGUUUCUAUUUAAAUUUAGGAUAAAUGCAAUAAAAAACAAUUCAAACUUUUAGAGAAAAACUAAUUAAUAAUUGUGUUUUUUAAUUGUUUUUAAUGGAAAAUUUUAUAUUUAAAUAAUCAAUAAAUAAACAUUGUUUUGGAAUCUAAAAUGAAGGAAAAUAAUCAUAAUCUUUUGAAAUUAAAAAAAAUAGAUAAUGUACAAUUUUGCUAAAUAAAUUCACUAAAUCUUUUCCUUAUUGAAGGUAAUAAUUACCUUUAGAUUAUUUGGGAAUAGAAUGUAAAUAUAUUUAUUCAUUAAUUAUACUCAAGUGA